UUGAGGUAUAUGAGCGCCACAUCAAACAUCGUACACGAUUGCGAUGAGGUUUUUAAUUACUGGGAGCCCCUCCAUUUACUCCUAUACAAGUCCGGCUUUCAGACCUGGGAAAACAGCUCACAGUUUGCAUUACGGUCAUAUUUGUAUAUUCUUCUCCAUGAAUUGGCUGGUGGGCCUGCUUCCUGGUGGUUUCAUGACGAAAAAGUGGGAUAUUUCUGCCGGAAUCCUGAACUACUUUUUGCUGAUUCUGGUUUCUCUCUUUUUUCUCUUUUCAUUUCUUGAUUCUCUGUGCUGAAGAAGCUUACAUAAUUCAGUUGAAAGUCUUCUAUGUGGUACGAAUUUUUCUUGGCUCUCUCUCGGUCAUGGCAGAUGGUGCCCUAGUUGUAGCCCUAUCCAGGAAGUAUGGAAAACGUCUUGCUUCAUAUACACUUGCAAUGCUAUGCUUAGCAAACGGCUGUUUCUUCGCUAGCACUAGCAUGUCGUUGAAAUAAUUGUUACCUAGCCCGCACUCUUUUCUCUUUUUUAUAAUUCAUUGGUUAUGCAUUUUUAUGUGACCAUGAGGACUAGGUUUUUUUACUCACAGUUGUUCUUUUUUAUUUUUAUAAAAAAAUUUACUAAUUU
This is a messenger RNA of Olea europaea var. sylvestris, 621 nucleotides long. RefSeq names its product dol-P-Man:Man(6)GlcNAc(2)-PP-Dol alpha-1,2-mannosyltransferase-like. Gene Ontology annotation, biological process: protein N-linked glycosylation. The record is from RefSeq and is a predicted model, not a curated record. NCBI's taxonomy places the organism in Eukaryota, Viridiplantae, Streptophyta, Magnoliopsida, Lamiales, Oleaceae. The coding region runs from base 10 to 282 and encodes 90 amino acids. The transcript is spliced from 2 exons. Gene Ontology annotation, cellular component: endoplasmic reticulum membrane. Gene Ontology annotation, molecular function: alpha-1,2-mannosyltransferase activity.